UUUAAUUUCAUAUCUACAAAUAUCAAAAUUAUUAUUUUAUUUACUUGCAAUGUGGAUAAAAAGGUAUUUAAAAAUUGUUUUUAAUGCAUUAAAAAUAUUUAGGCCUCAUAUGCAAUUGCAAGUUAAUUGCACCAAUAUAGGUACAAUGAAAGUAAAGUGAGUUGGCUUGCAAAAAUAGUGUUGUGUCAAAAAAUCACAAAUGCAAUUGCACCAAUGAAGAUGCUCUUAGGCAAAAUCAGAUUAAAGAGUUUUACUGAUGGCACUUAGUAAUUAAGAGAAAACAUUCUGUUAACGGAGAUCAAAUAAAAGGUCUGGUGGGAUUUCGUUUAGAGUUGCCACUUGAUUAUCUAGGGCAACUAUCCAGAAUGAAACAGUCCAUGAUAACUGCAAUAACCUUUGCUACAUUACAUAGGAGUUAGGUGGUGAUUAUGCACCCCCCGGCAUUUUUUUUUUAUUUUUUAUUUUUUAUUUUUUGUAGUUAGCAUGGAUUAUCAAGCACGAAGGUUGUCACUCGUCGAUCCAUUUUCGCACGUUGGCACGGUCGAGUACAUUGGUAAAGGGUUAAUGGUCGGAUAAUGUUAUUCUGAACAUGUAAAAAAAAAUCUUUAUAUUAGGCUAGUUUAGCCAUGCUAUAACUUUUUCAAAAACAGUUUCUAACCAAUCUCGUAUGAGUUUGUAUGUAAGAAUGGUUGUGAACCUAUUAUCUAUGUCUAAUUGAUGCUUAAUCAUUUGUCUAUCUCUUGCUUUGGUAAGUGUGGUUGAUUGCUUUGUUCUUGACCUAAGUUGAGGUCACCAUCCCAUUAGGUCAAUAUAGAACUCACAUAAAGUAUUGUGAGAUUCGGAUUACAUGAUUAUUGAGUCGAUGUCACAUUUGUCAUGGGCUUGUCCACAAUUUAACGAGUCUUAUCCUAAAGCUAUGCUUGAUUUGUUGGUCCUAUGAUCAUUGAACCAAGAAGUCUACUAUAAGUGCAUCUAAGGGACAUGGCCAUUGCAUUAGGUGAUAAGUAAUAUGAACUCGGUCGGUCACCGGACACUAUACUACUUUGCCGAUAUAUGAUGCACUUGUCCAGAAUUGGAGUAGCUAGUAUCGUUGACGGACCCCACAAUAAAUUGUAAAGAUCGAUGCGGGCGCAUCGGAUUUAUCUUAUUAUCCAAGAAGCCACCUGUUUGAUCCAACUUCGAAGUUGAGCUACUGGCCUAUAAGUCUAAUGUAAGAUUGCUGUGGUCGCAGUCACUAGACUUCAAGCUUCAAAAUAAUGCAGCUAGCUGGAUUCAUAAGCAUCUGAGUUUAUUUUAGGUCUUCUUUCCUUUUCCCGCCAAUAUUAAAGAUCACCCCUUCCAAUUCCAAGGUAAACAUGAGAUAAGUAAAAUUGAGUUACAGCUCCCUUCUUACACAGCUUCAGAUUUCUUGCCAAAAUCCUGCUGCCUUCCAACAUCUCAUUCAAGUAGUCUCUGUAACAGAGCCCUUGCUGCUGUAAAGUGUAAACAAUUUAUUCUUAAUAAUUACUCGACUUGUUCAAAAAAAAAAGUUAAUUAUUAAUGCUAUAGCCUAUAAGCCUAUAACACUCCCUUGCAUAUCUUCAUCUAAAAUUAGUUAAGCCAACGAUUUAACUAAAAGAAUGGUAACUCGUUAGGUUGUGACAAACCAGACUAGUAUAUUGUUGCGCUUGAAACUUGGACCCAAUCAUUCUUAUAGUUUAAAUUGCAACACUCUCAAUACUAGAUUGAAUAUUGUGUCAAUAACGUGAAAGUCAAAGUAAAUAGAUAAGCUCUACUAACAUCACCAUGAAAGUUAAAACAAGGGUGGAUAUCAGCUGAUUUUGUCUAUAAUCUGAUCAAAUCAAGAUAGGAAUGCACCAAAAUUACAGAAAAGGAGAGCACCGUAACCCAGACCAAAAACAUAUUUUGUUCAUUUGGUUCAAUUCAGUCCGAUCAAAGUUUUUUUAUUCAUUUUUCCUUUUAUACUUAACAUAUUAAUCAUACUAUUUGAUCAGUAAAACUAAUAAAUUAUUACUAAUUAUUUUAUUACUAUUUCAUUAAUUACUAAAUAUUCUAACACAUAAAAUUCUGAAAGUUUAGGGACUAAAUCGACCAUUUAACAAAGGCUAAGGAUCUGUUUGCCAAACAUAACUACACUGACUUAUUUGCAAUGGAUAGAUAUUCUGCAGUAUCUUUAGUGACUGCCUCUUUAGCGACAACCUGAUUGGCGGUCAUUCUAAGACGUAUCUGAUCUUCUCAAUUGUUCGAAUUUCUAAUUUUGUUCUUUUCCGAUUUUGAAUUGUUCCUUGAUUUAAUCGUCCAUUGAUCACCCCGACCUUAUAUUGUCGAAGCAGGACAUGUUACGGUGAUUACUAUAAAAUAGUAAUUACCGUGGUUAUUAAGGGCAAAUUGGAUAUGACAAAAAAAUUAUUAAUUACCUUUUUUACAUUUUAGGAAGUUAUUAAAAUAUAUUAAUUACAAUUCUCUUUCUCUCACUUCUACAAUCUUCAGCCAGAUCUCUCUUCCUUUUUUCCCCAAUCUUUUCCUUGUUUUCAUUCAGAUAGCGAUGCAACAAUAAAACAAUACCAAUCCAUUAAAAGAACACUACCACUACAUAAAACACCAAUACCAUUCGUGAAAUAAAAACACUACCAUUUCACAAAACAUUAAUACCAUUGCAGAUUUAUCAAUAUCAAUACAUGCAAAUCACUACCAUUACAUGAUAAUCAAUACCAAUGCAAAAAAAAAAAACAAUGUGAAAGAAAAACACUACCACUACAAAAAAAAACUACAAUUUCACUGAAAAGCAAUACACUUACAUGAUAAUCAAUACCAAUGCGGAAAAAACAAUACCAAUGCGAAAAAACACUACCAUUAAGAAAAAAUCACUACCAAUGCGGAAAAAACAAUACCAAUGCGAAAAAACACUACCACUACGAAAAAAACACUACCAAUGCAAAAAAACAUUAGCACUACAAAAAAAUCACUACCGAUGCGGAAAAAAAUCAGAUCUAGGGGUUUUAUUCAUCCCACAUUUUCAAUACCAAUGCAAAAAAAAAUACUACCAUUACGGGAAAAAAUACUACCAAUGCGGGAAAAACACUACCAUUUUUUUAAUCUUAACCAUGAGAUUAAAAAAAUGAAAAAAAAAAUGGACGACAGAUAAUGAUGUAGCCACGGUGGCUACUAGAAUUUUAGUUACCAUUUUGAGAAGCAUUGUGGUUUGCGUCUGGGCUCUGUGGAUUGAAUCACUGGGCUAUAUGUGAGUAUUGAAAUCGUGGAAGACACACAUCGCAAGUCGCCGCACUCACUUCCGUUGCUUGCUGAGAGUUAGGCGUCCUCUCGUCGGAACUCCUACACUUCGUUCUGUCGCAAUUGGAGAGAGAACUCAACUCGCGAAUGGAAAUGGAAGAAUGAGAAUUGGGUUUAUGAAAUUGUACUGAAGGGUAUAUUUGGAUUAAUAGGAAAUUACCAGGGGCACGCUUGUCACAAAUGUAAAAGUAUGGGCCGGAUUUUAAAAUAGCUGGGGGUGGGCAGGUUUUUCUAAUUCCGGCCUGUGUUGGUUUUCAAAUUCCCUGAGGGAUACAAUCCAGCGUUUUUUUAUCACUUCCCAAACAAGGGAUUGGUUUAAAAUCCGGCAAGGGGAGUGAUUCUAUUCAAAUCCCUCACCACAUUUCUUAAUCCAAACGACCCCUUAAGGUUUUCAAGUUUGGAUCUAGUAGUUCGUCUUGUUACUAUUAUUGGUGUUUAGUAAUUCUUUCUAGGGUUUAACGGUUGUGGGUGAGUAUCUUAUAUCUAGCAUUGUUACAAUGUAGCUAGUUAUAUUCAUGGCAGGGGGAGAAGAAGGAAGGCACCGACACUGGCUGGCUUUGAAGUGCUUAUGUUGUUUUUGUUUGUCAAUUAGUAGUUCUUUCUAAGGUUAACGUUUUAUGAGUGAGUAUCUAGCAUUGUUACUAUACUUAAAGUAAUCAAAUAAUUGAAGGUUGUUGAACUUUUAAAUAUAGUACAGAGUCAUUAUUAUUUUUUGUUAGACUUAGCAGAUUGGUUAUUAUUGCUUAAAAUUUAAAUUACAAAUAAGUUUGACUUUGUGGAUAGACAACAUUCAUAUAUGAGGUACCAGGUAAGAUUAUUAUAGAGUAGUAAUAACCCCGAUUACUAAGAGUAAAUUGGAUUUGAAAAAAUAUUUAUUAGUUAUCUUUUUUUAAUAAAUUACAUAUUAGAAGAUAACAAAAAUAUAUUAAUUAAAAUUUUCUUUUUCACCUUCUCUCAAAAGUGAUCUCCAACCAGAUUUUUCUUCUUUUUUUUUUUUCAAUCUUUUCUUUGCGUUCAUUCAACCAAACUAAUACCAUUGCAAACAUAAAAACAAGAAAUCAAUACAAAUUCAUUAAACAAACACUACCACUUCAGAAAAACAUAAAUACAAUGAUAGAAAUAAAACAAAAAAUCAAAACCAACACAUAAAAACACUACUACUAUCGCAAUAUAUACCACUUAUUAACCAAUAUCAUUACAUAUUUAAUCAAUACUAAUACAAAUUAACCAAUAGCAUUGUUGCCAUGUUAAGUGUUAACUAAAAUCCUGUGCACCCCAAACUAGUAAGUAUGCAUUGUAUACUGCAAGCUUACCAUUGGUUAGGAUCUGAACCUGUUAGCUGGAAUUCCAUUGGUAAGAAGUCUACAAAUUUCCUUUCAAUUCUAACAUGCUUAUGUGUUUAAUUCUCUCAUGACAAAUUGAAUUCUAGAAAAUACGUAGUAGAGCAGACUGAUUGUCACAAUCAAGCAAGAGCUAGAUGAUGGUCUAGAUCGGUAGCCAACCUCAUAAAUGUGUAACAAAAUGUAGCUUCAAUAAGAGAUGAAUUAGUUUAUCGGUUUUUUAGUCCCAAUAACUUGAGAUCAACUCGAGAGUUGAAAUUUUCACAACGCAAUAAUAAUUUGUGUUUAAAUUAAGGUCAAUAUUGAGAAGCGUGAAAAUUUGAACAGACAAUCACUCGAGCAAACCAAUUCUGAUUCCUUGUCAUAAAUAAUUUAGUUUCAAUAAUUACUGGACUUGUUCGGAAAAAAGAUUACCUAAAUAAAUCACGUAACACUUUCUUGCCUAACUUGUCCUAAUUUUUUUUUGUCAAGCCAACGAUUUAUCUAAAAGAAUGGUAACUCCUUAGGUUAUUACAACCCGACUAGUAUAUUGUUGUGUUUGAAACUUGGACCCAAUCAUGCUUAUAGUUUAAACUUUAAGUUGAAGAACUCUCGAUAGUAGAUCGAAUAGUGUGAUGUGAGAGGAUAGAAAUUAAAAACUGCCGCCGACCGACAUAUUUUGGUAACGAUGAUUAUCGAAGAUGAAGGUCCCAUUGUUGAACAACUUUCCAUUGAAUGAAUUAGGGACAAGUUGCAGGGGAAGCGAUGGAGGUGUAGGAUGAACAGUGCAAUGUCGUCGUCGGUGCAAGCGGUGGUGGGGAGAUUGAGCCAGUUGGGCUUUAGAGAUGGGAGAGUGAUGGGUUGAUGGGAGAGACAGGGUGUUGAUGAGACUGAGAGUGUAGGUUGGAAGUAGAAUGCGGUUGAUUUACAGCUGCCAAUCCACCCCUCUUAAAUGUCGUCUUGAUUUAACCAUUUCCAAGGAUAUAUGAUAUGGGUAUUAUAAUCAACAAUCAAACUCCGAAAUCCGAAUCCCAUUCUGCAGCAAGACACCGCCGGAAGGGAAAAAAUGGAGUUCAGAAUCGUUUCCAGGGAGCUAGUGAAACCAUCUUCCCCUGAAAUCAUACAGACGAAGCCUCCACACAGGCUCUGCCUCUUCGACCAGCUCACUCCCUUGACCUUCGUUCCCGUCGUUCUCUUCUACGCUAAUCCCGACCACAGUAACUCCGUUCUCGCCUCCUCCACCGAUCCCUUCAUCCGCCGCCUGAAGCGCUCCCUGGCGGAGACUCUCGACAUUUACUACCCUUUCUCCGGCCGGACAAAUCCAGACAGCUUGUUCGUCGACAGCUUCAACGCCGGCCUCCCUUUCACUCUAGCCCAAGCGGUGGAUUGCCGCCUCUCCCAGUUCUUGAAACGCAAGGAAACAGAGCACCUGAACCUCCUCCUCUCUCGACAGCCAUUUCAGAAGGAACCUACCGACGUGGACUCCCCUGUUUUGGAGCUUCAGGUCUCUGUUUUCCCCUGCGGCGGAAUAGUCUUAGGCUGGGCUUGUUCUCAUAAGCUGAUCGACGCGUCCUCCAUUAUAUCCUUCCUCGCUACAUUCUGUGCCCUGUUCCGCGGCCAACGGAACGGCGUCGUUUCCCCUGAUUUCGCGCAGGCAUCGCAGCUCCUCCCGCCGAGGGACCCUUUCCCUGAAAACUACAUCAAACUGAUGGAAACCCUAUGGUUCACUGAAGAAAAUUACAUGACCAGGCGAGUCAUGUUCGAUUCCAAGUCAAUCGCUCAGCUGCGAGCCAUGGCGGCCGGAGGAGGGGAAUCGAUUAAGAAGCUGUCUAGAGUGGAGGCAUUGUCCUGUUUCAUCUGGAAAUGCAGCAUGGCGGCGUCCAAGGCGGUUUCUUCCGCAUCCAAGACCUCGAUUCUGGUGGAGGCGGUGAAUCUCCGGAAGUUGAUCAACCCGCCGCUGCCGGACGCGGCAAUUGGGAACUUGUUCUGGUGGGCAGUGGCUGCGGCGAACCCGUACGACGAGUCUAACACGGAGAUGUCGGAGCUAGGGAAUCUGGUGAGUGAAGGGAUCGGGCUAUACAGGACCGAUUACGUGGAGUCGCUCCAAGGGGAAGAUGGGUUCGAGGCGAUUUCCGGUCACUUCGAGCAGGUGGAAGCGAUGUUCGAGGCGGAGAAGCCGGAUAUAUUCGGGUUUACGAGCUGGUGCGGGUUGGGUUUCACGGGUCAGGAUUUCGGGUGGGGGAAACCGGUUUGGGUGACACCGGCGGGGAAAGUGGGUCGGGCUUUUCGAAACAUGACUGUGCUUGUGGACUCGACGGACGGGAGAGGAAGCAUUGAGGCCUGGGUCACUUUAGACGAGAAGCGAAUGGCUGUUCUUGAGCGCGAUCCGAACUUUCUUGCGUUUGCUUGUCCUAACCCUGGGAUUUCUAAUCUGUGAAUGAAUGAACGAAUGGUCAGUCUUGUUAGUUGUUACUAUUCGUGUUAAGUUGCUCUUUUAAAGGUUGAACUGUUUUGAGUGACUACUUAGAAUUAGUCAUAAGAGUACUUGAUAUGUAUUAUGUGGUACCCAGAAUUACAAGAUUAUAUUAUGUUUGAUCCAAUAUUAAGUUACAAAAUUGAUUACGCGUACCGAUUAUCGAUUUUUAUGAAUAAAAUAUCGAAGGUUUUCGAAACUUUCAAAUAUAGUAUCAGACGUUAU
This is a messenger RNA of Linum trigynum, 7308 nucleotides long. The record is from the annotation of a GenBank genome assembly. Lineage: Eukaryota; Viridiplantae; Streptophyta; Magnoliopsida; Malpighiales; Linaceae.